GUGGCUAGUCUAACGUUCCCGUCAACCGUCAGGUUGAACCACAGUCUGGUGACUACGCGCAUUUGACUCCGGCGACUUUUCGCACAUCCGAUAUUGGACUAUUUGCAUCAAGCACCGGCAAGCGAGCAUCGCGAGAGGCAAGAGCGCGAAGAGGGGUAAAGUGUGUGGGAUUUGGUCGACAAACCUGAAAUCUGGAUUCAGAAACUUCGGACUCGGGGUAUUUCCCCUCGUCUGAGUCGGACCAGACAAAGCGCAGACGCGGGAUGGCGGCUCCAAGGUCCCCUGCUAGGAGUAGAAGUAGAGCACCCAGCAUGGCGAAUCCGAGAGCAUCAGCUCCGAUUGUGGUAGAUUUGCCACCGCAGAAUAGACCGCCGAUUGUGAUAGAUGCGCCCGGGUUGAGUGGCGGGAGGGGGAUGUUUAAAAGAUUGAUUGUUGCUUGUGAUGGAACAUGGCUAAACUCUGACAAUGGCCUCGUGAACGGAAAGCUGUCGAUUCCGAGUAACGUCACGCGGAUAUCGAGAGCUAUUAAACCUGUCAGUCAAGAUGGUAUUCCCCAAAUAGUGUACUAUCACUUCGGCGUUGGGACUCAAGGCGGUCUUGUAGAUCGCGUUGUGGGUGGUACUCUUGGAGAAGGUCUCGGGGACGCUGUCCGAGAAGGCUACUCUUUCCUGGCCAACAACUACCAUCCCGGUGACGAAAUCUUCCUGCUUGGAUUCUCUCGAGGCGCUUUCACAGCACGUAGCAUCGCUGGUCUUGUUGGAGAAGUAGGGCUUCUCACCAAAAAGGGAAUCCACGCUCUACCCGAAGUUUUCAAAGACGUUCAGCAUCGCCGAGAUCCAAAGUAUAUUGCUAAGAAUCCAAAUGUCCCCUUUCCUAAUAAACCUAGCGCAGACGAUCCUAGAUAUGUAGACGAGUUAACAAGAAGAGGUUUGACUAGACUCGACAUACCGAUUAAAGCUAUCGGAGUGUGGGACACUGUGGGGAGCUUGGGUACGCCAAGAGUUGGAUGGUUGACGAAAGUUGGUUUGCAAAGCAACGAGUCCAAAGAGAUGAGUUUCUACGACACGAAACUCUCUCCUAACAUCGAGAAUGCAUUCCAAGCGCUUGCGCUGGACGAAAAGCGUAGUGCCUUUUCUCCUGCCCUAUGGGAGAAGCCAGAAAGAAAUCGGACGACAUUGCGUCAAGUCUGGUUCCCAGGUGUGCAUAGCAAUGUCGGAGGAGGCUACGAUGAUCAACAGCUAGCAAACAUCACAUUGGCAUGGAUGAUGAGCCAACUCGAACCAUUUUUAGAUAUGAGAGACCAGUAUCUACUAGACGAAGAUCACGAGAACGACAAGUAUUACCGUAAGAACCGACAGGAGAUAAGGCCGUGGUCAUUUGGGGAAAUCUUUAAUUCCAUGACCGGUCUGUAUGCCAUAGGAGGCGGACAACACCGCACACCCGGGCUCUACCACGCCGUCGACCCCUCGACCGGUCGCACAACCUCCCGUCCUCUCCGCCUAACAAACGAAUACAUCCACCCAUCAGUCCGCACACGGAUCCGCCUCAACGGCCCAGGUGUCGACGACAAAGGCAUCUACGAAUGCCGCGCUCUAACCGAUAACUACAAACUCGUUGUCGACUACGGCCCACGCUCCAAAUCCGACGCCGACAUCUUCUGGAAACUGAAAUUCAAGGACUCAGAUGGCGCGCGCGUGCUACCCGAAGCCCCUCUCUGGAGACUCGAGAGAGAGCUUGCGAGGAGGGAUCCAGAGACUUACGAUUAUGUUAAGAAGCCCCCGGCAACGGUAUCUGGGAAGAAGAAGAAGAGUGUGAGGCCGUUGAGUGCGGAUAUGGGGGCUGCGGCGAUGGCGGGGAGGAACAGGAGUAGAGGCGGUGGAGGUGGGGGAGGGAAGGAGAGGAGGAGUUUUGUGGAGAGUGAGAAGAGGAGUCGGGCGAGGAGUUUGGAUAGGGAGACAGAGGUUAGAGAGAGUAUGCCUCAUCGAAGGCAGAAAGAUAAGGCGUGGUGGGAGGGAGAGAAGAAUACAAGGAAGGGAACCUUAAGGGUUUGAAAGGUAUGUUAGUUUUGGAGAGAUAUAGUU
Messenger RNA from Lindgomyces ingoldianus, 2081 nucleotides. RefSeq lists its product as uncharacterized. The transcript has 4 exons. Bases 264 to 2051 code for a protein of 595 amino acids. Lineage: Eukaryota; Fungi; Ascomycota; Dothideomycetes; Pleosporales; Lindgomycetaceae. The record is from RefSeq and is a predicted model, not a curated record.